This is a messenger RNA of Aureobasidium pullulans EXF-150, 345 nucleotides long. RefSeq lists its product as uncharacterized. The record is from RefSeq and is a predicted model, not a curated record. NCBI's taxonomy places the organism in Eukaryota, Fungi, Ascomycota, Dothideomycetes, Dothideales, Saccotheciaceae. The transcript has 9 exons. Bases 1 to 345 code for a protein of 114 amino acids.
AUGUCUAUAUUAGCGAGUAAACUCUACACGUUUAAGAAGGGAAGCAAAAGUAUUACUUUAUUAGUUAUAACUGCCUCUAUUCUAUUAUACGUACUCUUAAUCUUAAAGGCUAUAGCGAAGGCUACUCUUAGCGUUAGAAGAAGACUAGAUACUACUAUAAUGCGUACUAUAAGCUUAAGCUAUAGGUUCUAUAUUAGCAUCUUAUUUAGAUUAAUAGAGCCUAUUCCCUUUAAGGACUAUUUUAAAUAUAGUACUACUAUUAAGCUAGAGUCUCUAGAGGCGUAUAGCAACUAUGUAGCUAACUUCGAUAAAGAGGAAUACCUUCUAGCGCAUAUUAUUAAGUAG